Molecule: messenger RNA, 2064 nt
Organism: Rangifer tarandus platyrhynchus (Svalbard reindeer)
Lineage: Eukaryota; Metazoa; Chordata; Mammalia; Artiodactyla; Cervidae
Source: the annotation of a GenBank genome assembly
AUGGAGCGAGUGAACGACGCUUCCUGCGGCCCGUCGGGCUGCUACACCUACCAGGUGAGCAGACACAGCACGGAGAUGCUGCACAACCUGAACCAGCAGCGCAAAAACGGCGGGCGCUUCUGCGACGUGCUCCUGCGGGUGGGCGACGAGAGCUUCCCAGCGCACCGCGCGGUGCUGGCCGCCUGCAGCGAGUACUUUGAGUCUGUGUUCAGUGCCCAGUUGGGCGACGGUGGAGCUGCUGACGGGGGCCCCGCUGACGUGGGGGGCGCAGCGGCGGCCCCGGGCGGCGGGGCUGGGGGCAGCCGGGAGCUGGAGAUGCACACCAUCAGCUCCAAGGUGUUUGGGGACAUACUGGACUUCGCCUACACUUCCCGCAUCGUGGUUCGCCUGGAGAGCUUCCCUGAGCUUAUGACCGCCGCCAAGUUUCUGCUGAUGAGGUCGGUCAUUGAGAUCUGCCAGGAAGUCAUCAAACAGUCCAAUGUGCAGAUCCUCGUGCCCCCUGCGCGGGCGGACAUCAUGCUCUUUCGUCCCCCGGGGACCUCGGACUUGGGUUUCCCUUUGGACAUGACCAACGGGGCAGCCUUAGCCGCCAACAGCAAUGGCAUCGCAGGCAGCAUGCAGCCUGAGGAGGAGGCCGCACGGGCAGCUGGUGCAGCAAUUGCGAGCCAGGCCUCCCUGCCUGUGUUACCUGGGGUGGACCGCUUGCCCAUGGUGGCCGGACCCCUGUCCCCCCAGCUGCUGACCUCACCCUUCCCCAAUGUGGCAUCCAGUGCUCCUCCCCUGACUGGCAAGCGAGGCCGGGGCCGCCCAAGGAAGGCCAACCUGCUGGACUCAAUGUUCGGGUCCCCGGGGGGCCUGAGGGAGGCAGGCAUCCUUCCGUGCGGGCUGUGUGGGAAGGUGUUCACUGAUGCCAACCGGCUCCGGCAGCAUGAGGCCCAGCAUGGUGUCACCAGCCUCCAGCUGGGCUACAUCGACCUUCCUCCUCCGAGGCUGGGUGAGAACGGGCUGCCCAUCUCUGAGGACCCCGACGGCCCUCGAAAGAGGAGCCGGACCAGGAAGCAGGUGGCGUGUGAGAUCUGCGGCAAGAUCUUCCGUGACGUGUACCAUCUCAACCGGCACAAGCUUUCCCACUCGGGGGAGAAGCCCUAUUCCUGCCCCGUGUGUGGGCUGCGGUUCAAGAGGAAAGAUCGCAUGUCCUACCACGUGCGCUCCCACGACGGGUCCGUGGGCAAGCCCUACAUCUGCCAGAGCUGUGGGAAAGGCUUCUCCAGGCCUGAUCACUUGAACGGACAUAUCAAGCAGGUGCACACUUCUGAGCGGCCUCACAAGUGUCAGACCUGCAACGCUUCUUUUGCCACCCGAGACCGCCUGCGCUCCCACCUGGCCUGUCACGAGGACAAGGUGCCCUGCCAGGUAUGCGGGAAGUACUUGCGGGCGGCGUACAUGGCAGACCACCUGAAGAAGCACAGCGAGGGGCCCAGCAGCUUCUGCAGUAUCUGUAACCGAGGUUUCUCCUCUGCCUCCUACUUAAAGGUCCAUGUUAAAACCCACCACGGUGUUCCCCUUCCCCAGGUCUCCAGGCACCAGGAGCCCAUCCCGAAUGGGGGAGCAGCGUUCCACUGCGCCAGGACCUAUGGCAACAAAGAAGGCCAGAAAUGCUCGCAUCAGGAUCCGAUUGAGAGCUCCGACUCCUACGGCGACCUCUCGGACGCCAGCGACCUGAAGACGCCCGAGAAACAGAGCACCAACGGCUCCUUCUCCUGCGACAUGGCGGUCCCCAAAAACAAAAUGGAGUCUGACGGCGAGAAGAAGUACCCCUGCCCGGAGUGCGGGAGCUUCUUCCGCUCCAAGUCCUACUUGAACAAACACAUCCAGAAGGUGCAUGUCCGCGCCCUUGGGGGCCCCCUGGGGGACCUGGGCCCCGCCCUCGGCUCGCCUUUCUCUCCCCAGCAGAACAUGUCUCUCCUCGAGUCCUUCGGGUUUCAGAUCGUUCAGUCCGCGUUCGCCUCGUCCCUGGUCGACCCUGAGGUCGACCAGCAGCCCCUGGGGCCCGAGGGCAAAUGA